Molecule: messenger RNA, 513 nt
Organism: Aspergillus luchuensis
Lineage: Eukaryota; Fungi; Ascomycota; Eurotiomycetes; Eurotiales; Aspergillaceae
Exons: 1
Coding region: 1-513 (170 amino acids)
Source: RefSeq, a predicted model, not a curated record
AUGCUCUUUCCCACUGCUAUACUUAUUACCAUGCUUCUAAACCCAUUCCGACCAUGUGAGGGCUCUCCAACCUUCCAAGAGGAAUACCGGAAUAGUAGUUACGUCCCGGUAGUGAUUGACACCGAGUGGGGCGGCCAAGUUGUGGCACCAGAUACUCCCUACGUGGCUGCAGCCGGUCCCAACUCCUUAUACUUCAUCGAUACCCGGUUUGACCCCGAGACAGCCCAGCAUAUCAAGUUACAAAUUGAGAGGGCCUCCGUACCGCAGCCAAACGAGUACAUCGCCAUUGACGAGAUCAAAGCCACAGCCCAAGUGAAGAACAGGGUUACCGGCGAAACAACGUUCGUGUUUGACCCUCCCUAUGCUCGGGUGCUGUUCGCCAGCGGCAUAAACAGGCACAAUCCAGACAUUAAACUACCGGAACAUGAGCCAGCCGGCGACUGGUUGGUGACCUACAACGUGGAUGAACUCCUGAAGACAAAGCGCGCAUCAUGCCAUUCUUCAUCUCUCUAA